This is a messenger RNA of Morus notabilis, 1339 nucleotides long. Its product is annotated as UDP-galactose/UDP-glucose transporter 3. The record is from RefSeq and is a predicted model, not a curated record. The coding region runs from base 83 to 1081 and encodes 332 amino acids. The transcript is spliced from 7 exons. Gene Ontology annotation, molecular function: UDP-galactose transmembrane transporter activity; UDP-glucose transmembrane transporter activity. NCBI's taxonomy places the organism in Eukaryota, Viridiplantae, Streptophyta, Magnoliopsida, Rosales, Moraceae. Gene Ontology annotation, cellular component: Golgi membrane; endoplasmic reticulum membrane. Gene Ontology annotation, biological process: UDP-galactose transmembrane transport.
CCAACAACAAACAGAAUUUUCCCGAUCUUCUCUUCUUCGCGUCCGAUCUCCGGCGACGUCUGAUCUCGGAAAAUCGCUGGAAAUGGAAGCUCACGCCUCCGGACUGCGACGCGUCUUUGUCUUGGCCUUCUGCGUCGCCGGGAUUUGGUCAGCCUAUAUCUACCAAGGUGUUCUUCAGGAAACCCUGUCAACUAAGCGAUUCGGUCCAGAUGGGAAGAGGUUUGAGCACCUUUCGUUCCUAAAUUUGGCCCAGAAUGUUGUGUGUUUGAUAUGGUCCUAUAUAAUGAUAAAGCUGUGGUCUAGUGGCAGCGGUGGUGGUGCGCCUUGGUGGACAUUUUGGAGUGCUGGUAUUACGAAUACUAUUGGACCAGCUAUGGGAAUCGAAGCCCUCAAGUACAUUAGUUAUCCGGCUCAGGUCUUGGCAAAAUCCUCGAAAAUGAUCCCAGUGAUGUUGAUGGGUACUCUAGUCUAUGGCAUAAGAUAUACUUUUCCCGAGUAUGCUUGCACUCUCCUUGUUGCUGGAGGGGUAUCUACAUUUGCGUUGCUGAAGACUAGCUCAAAGACUAUUAGCAAGCUGGCUCAUCCAAAUGCUCCCCUUGGAUACGGGCUAUGUUUCCUUAACCUAGCAUUUGAUGGAUUUACGAAUGCCACUCAGGAUUCGAUAAAUUCUAGAUACCCAAAGACAAGUGCCUGGGACAUAAUGUUGGGAAUGAAUUUAUGGGGAACCAUAUACAACUUGAUAUACAUGUUUGGCUGGCCUCAUGCUAUCGGAUUUGAGGCGGUUCAGUUCUGCAAGCAGCAUCCAGAAGCAGCAUGGGACAUCUUUCUCUAUUGCCUAUGUGGGGCAGUUGGCCAGAACUUUAUUUUCCUUACCAUUAGCCGCUUUGGCUCCCUUGCCAACACCACCAUCACCACCACCCGCAAAUUUGUCAGCAUUGUAGUAUCUUCGGUGCUGAGUGGCAAUCCCCUGUCAGUGAAGCAAUGGGGUUGCGUCGUAAUGGUCUUUUCUGGCUUGUCAUAUCAGAUCUACCUCAAAUGGAGGAAGUUGCAGAGAUUGCAAAAGAAGAGAAAGCCCAUGUGAAGAGGCACUCUUACAAUUUUGAAAUUACACAGCCAUCUUUUUUUCCCCCCCUCCUUUUCUCCUUUUUGUUAUAUUAUCAUUGUAGGGCAUGAGAUUAAUGGCCCCAUAUUUAGAUAAUACUCGGGAUAUUGGUAAAAGCAAGUGGACAGGUCCAAUAUUGAGAAAAUAUUUUGGCAUACAAUACUUUUUAUCCAUGUAAACGAGAUUGUUGACCUAUGCAGUUAUCUGAGUGUCUAAAAAGUAUUCACAUGACUGAUA